AUACAAUAUAUUGCAAUAGCUAUUUAUUCUUUAAUUUUUAUGAAUUAUAUAUAAACUGCUCGUGUUAAACUGUUAUAAAUGUUCGAUCAAAUAUUUCACUAUAUGAUUAAUAAAUAAUAAUAAUUAAUUCGAAAUCAUGAGUAACCUCCGACUAUUGAAAAAAUUAUACAGUACCGUCGUAAAUACAAAUCAAAAUUUAAGCCGAUUCACAUUACCAGAACGUUUGCGAGGUACGUUUGUCGAACGUUGGAAGCAAUACUGGGAAAGCGUUGCAAAAGAUUAUUAUGAAUCGACAAUGGGCAUUGGGACUUAUGUAAAAGAAAAUCCUAUCAAAAGCUCGUUAGCAACUGUAAUUACAGGUUGUGCCUAUUAUUGUGCAUCGACAAACCCCGACGAAUAUAGUUACAGAUCUGAAUUUAUUGAUUGUACUAACUCCAUGUUGUAUGUUCCACCUACUGUACGAAAUCCGUCUACAGUCAAACAGUUGGAAUAUUUAGAAAAAUGUUACAAUAUGGGCAUCGUGAAAAGGCUUAAUUUAAUGUUGUUUUCAGUUAUGUGGAUUGAUGAAUUUAAUGAUGACAUCCAAGCAUACAAGGCAAAUUGUAAAUAUUUAAAACCAUCAAUAUUUUCAGUACACAAACGAGCAAUAGAUAUUGGAUUUUUGAAUACUUGGUGGAAUCUAGAAAAAAUCAUGGUCGAUUACGAUGUAAAUCCUGAGGAAUGGAAAGAUUACAUAGAACCAGAGUAAUUAUAUUAAUUUAUAACUUGUUCAAAUUUUUGUUUAGUUUAACUUUAUUUUUGUUAAAAUUAAAUAUUUUUACUAUAGGAUUUCAAUACUUAGUAUAUUUUUAUUUUAAUCCUUAUUUUAAUUAAAGCUCUUAUCAAAAUAUAAAUUUAUAAAUUACUUUUUAAAAAAAUUAGAUUGGCCAGGUACAUAAAAAAAAAAAAAUUAUCAAGAUUAUAG
Molecule: messenger RNA, 964 nt
Organism: Cinara cedri
Lineage: Eukaryota; Metazoa; Arthropoda; Insecta; Hemiptera; Aphididae
Source: the annotation of a GenBank genome assembly